AUGGCCAAAGAUUCGGAACCCGACGGAAAUCCCCGACUUCUGGAGCGCUUAAUCCCAAUGAUGUAAGCUCAUAUGUCCCCGGGAAAGUAAGCUCAUAUGUCCUCGGGAAAGCCUUUCGGGCUUAAUAUAGCGCCGCGCCUAAGGCCUUAUGACAUACGACAAUUGGGGGUUUUAAUCUUCAAAGUCCUCGCGAUCUUGCGCCGCGGCUCCGCCCACUUUCUGCCCGUUCUACGGCAUGGAUUGGAGCCGGCUUUGUGGGGAAUGGCUAAGCAUUUUAGUGACCUUAUUUUGGACGAAAUGGAGAGAUGGGGGAAAGGGGCGGAUCUGAUAUUGGACUAGUGAGGUUUUGAGGAAAAUUGGAGGGCAAUAGACCCUAGAAGUCUUUGUAGAACGAAAGAGUUCAUGAUUUUUUGGGAGAUUGGUUAGGAAAAGGUGAAUUUUGCACUAACAAUCUUGUUUGUGUGUAUUGAGGUUGUUUGCUAGAACAAAAUUUUGUUGUCUACUGUUUUAUUCUACUCUAUACAACAUAAUAUCUGGUUAGCAAGCAAGUUCAGCAGGUUUCUAGCAGUUUUUUUGACAAAAUCAUGAUUUUUUCGCCGAGAUCCCACUAUAAAACACCCGUUGGCCAAGUAAAUGCAUCUAACGGGGUCGUCUGAUUAGCCCUGGCCCCCACGAUGCGGACCAAUGCGUCCGUCGCCCUUCACGCUUAAGCCCUCGCAUCAAGAUCCCGCAAGAACCGCGAGAAGCCCGCUCCUGUUUCCCGGGGACAAGACGCAGCAUCCUUAAGUCGAGGCCGCAUCCUCUCUCGUCCCCCCACUCCCUCUGGUCCCUCUUGCUGCCCCCGCUCCGCUUUGUCCAGUCGGCUUUGAGGGAGAGAAGUCGGCGGGGCGGCCCGGCUUUUCUCCCUCCUCCCGCCUCUUGCUCGUCUUCGUUUCGCGUGUUCCGUACCGUAGUAAUCCCCAACUCAUCCAUCCCGCUUGAAUCCCCCCUCCGGCCUUUCUGCCUCUUCGUUCGGCUGCUUUCUCGUGUCAUCCCCGGUUGUCCUCUCGAUUGGAUGAGGGCGUACGGUAGCGGAGAUAAGGGAUAUACGAAGGAAUUGCCGAAAAAUUGCGGUUUUUUUAUAUUGUACAUGAUGUCAUGGGGGAGUUGAGGAAAUUAAGUUAAAAAUCUUUGGUUCUUAGGAGUUUUAAAGAAUUUGAAAGGCGCUGAGAGAAUCUUAGAGCUUGCUGAAAGUCCUACAAGUCAGUAGGCCAACAAUCAAGAUUUUUUGAGUAUUUAUUUGCACUUAUGUUACACUUGAUAUCAACUUAUCUUUAAACGUUUAUGAUACCUUUAUGGAUGUGUAAUGGCAUUCAGGCUAAGGAUAGAGGUCUUUAAGGUGUUUUCAAAGUCAAAAAUCUGAGGUGCUACCUGUUUUGCCCACUUUAUGAUCAAUAUUUAUAUUAUACUUGAUAACAAUUUGACCUUAAUGCCAGAAUCAGGCGUUUUCGAAGGUGCAGCUCCCUAAAAAGUAUUUUAAAUUACACUUUUAGGCUAUCAGCUGCCCAACGAACAAAAAAAAAGUUCUUGGCCGCGCUUCGGCCGCUCCAAAAUCACCUUCGAAAUGCAUGAUAUACCACCGUAAACGGGUGAAUAUCACUUUCAUAUCGACUUCUUUUGGACUCUGCCUCACUCCGAUCUGCUCAACAAUAGCCCCAGCGAUCACGUCAUCAUAAUUGUGCUGCUCGUUUGGACUGCAGCGCGCUGCGGAAAGUAGGCCAAACAGAAGGCCCGCAUGUGUUUAUCCACGCGGGGAUCUUCUCAUCCCUCCCGAACAUGGACGUGUGUGUGAUUCGCACUUCCGGGCUGUCUGUAUUUACACGCGCGCCUUCAAGAGGCGCUGGAGUUUUUUGUUGUGGACAUCCGUGCAAAAGUCGGUCAUGUUUGUCGAGCAGCCACUUACAAUCUGGACUACUUUUUACUGUAUUUUUUAUUGGAAGAGGUGCUGUAUUGAAUGGUGGUGCGUUCUGGAGUCUACAGAGGUUAUAAUUCAUAUUUUUUACUACUUUUUUGAUUUUGAGACCUUUUUUUGCCUAGUCUAAUAUAAAUUGAUAUAUUUUUUUGCAUUUGACCUUCAUAAUGGGUUGUAUAUAAUCUUGAAGGGCCUAAAAUUACCUCCUUGACGUAUUUUGAGGCUUUUUAUAUUGUUUAUCAAUCAAAAAUCAUCAUUUUUUAUAAUGCACAUGACAUGUGUAAGAUAAAAAAAUGCUAAUUUUACUACUAAAAAAGCUUCUUAGAUUUUCCUCUGUCCUUUUAAAUCUAUUUAGAGCUAAAUUCAGCAUCUUUUAAGUCAUCAUAAUUCGCAUUUUUAACCUUAUUUUACCAUGUGUAAUAUCCAAUUCUCCUCGAUUUUCCCCUCGAUUUCCCGCCCUCUCCCCCACAGAUCCUCGAUUAUCAGGGUUUUUAUGGAAUUUGCCAACGUAUUUUUUAUGCCCCGUCGUCCACACGGCCGACCGUUUUUUUGUAUUUUUGAGUCAAAAAACCGGGUCCAGGUCCCCAUUUUUUUGCGCCCUGGAUCCCAUUCUGCGGUCCGACUUGGGCCCGACGGAAGCCCAGAUCAGUGGGCGAAGGUGUCUUUCAUCAGAAUUUGCGCGAUCGCUUUGUUACCGGUGGGGUUUUCGGGGAUUUGGGUCCAGUAUAAUAUAAUUUCGGACGCUAUUCCCCACAUUUAACCGUUUUGCUGGGUGAUUUGUUGAUUUGUUUGCGUGAUUUGGCCUUUAAAAUUUAUUUCAAGGUGUUUUUGUAUCAAAAUUAGUAUAAAUUUUGGCCAAAAAUUAAAAGUUUUUCGAGGUGUAACGAGUUUUUAAUGUCAUCCGAUGAUUUAAAGGUUAAUUGAGACGAAUUCCAGGUGAUCUUGCCCUCAAAAUUUGGACCCGAGCCCCUUGAUUUGGCCCAGAAAUCAACGGAAUCCCCCACUCAGCUCCCACCGCCUUCAAACUGGCACCCCACGACGCCGCCGGAAUUGGAUUGGUGAACGAAAACAGCUACUCCGUGUCGGCCUCCUCCGCCUCCUCCACGAAGGAAUCGGUCAUCGAGUCGAAGACCCUCGAACUCCUGGCCAACUCCCUGCCAAGCAUGGCGCAAAUGUUCCCGGUUCGCGUGCUCGUCGAGACCGUUCGCCCGCAGCACUGUUUGAGUUGCGCGAACGACGGCCAACUCGUCGCCGACACGUACGCCAUCAUCUCCGGCGACACGCAAUUGAACAACAUUGUGGACACGGUCCUCAGCGCUCUCGGAAUGCCUCAACUCAUCGCGGAUUCGAGGGGUAGGUCGGAUUUCGAAUGUGGAAGAAAAUGGAGCGCUUUUGAGAGUUUUGGAUACCAUUUGAGGUAUUUCAUUGGAAAAAUUGCAGUUUUAUCGUAUAACAUGGCACUAAAAAUACAUUUUGUUGUAUGAAAUGCUCUCUCAGCUAAAAAUUUUUGCAUUUUACAGGUUGAGAAAUUAAAAUUUUUCAGGGCGACAUUUUAUACGACAAAACAUAUUUCUUCGUAUAAAAUGUCUGCAAAACAGAUUUCAACCCAAUUAGAUAUUUUAUUGGCAAAAAUGACAUAUUUUACCCGUUAAGAGAUCAAAACGAGUUACAUUUUAUACGAUAAAACAUGUUUCAUCGUAUAAAAAGCGCUUAUUAUAAUCUCAUAAAUUUCGUUCUCUCUUUCGCUUCCUGGCUGUAUUCGACAUGCAUAUUUUUGUCGCCGGCGAUUUUCUCAAGCCCUAUCGCAUUGAAUUCCGUAUCCAAAUUCAAAAAGUCUCAUUCAUAAUCCGGCCGCCUUUCUGGCCAGAUGUUGAUCAGGGCGCGGAAAAACGAAAACAACCUGGGCCAAUCGGACGCUGAAUGUUAUCUGCGGGUGAUUUGCAUAAAGCGCAUUAAGAGAUUGCGCAACGGUGAAUCGAUUUGAAUUUGAAAGGGCGAGAAUUCAAAAAAGUGCGAUAAAAGGAGUCAAAUUAAUUUGUGGGAGGUAUCAUUGACAGAAAUGUACUCUCAGAUUAUAACUAAGGGUUUGAAAUUUAAUUUGGGCGAAUUUUGAAUUUUAGUGACGUUUUAUACGCCGAAACAUGAUUCAUCGUAUAAAACAUCCUUCGCUGGUUCGUUUGGGAGAAAAUUAGGAUCUAAUGAAAGGGUUUUUUCGUAUACAUGGCAACAGUAAAGAAUUUUUUCAAAUUCUUUAAUGUGAGACAUUUUAUACGAUAAAAUGUUUCUGGAUACAUUUCAUCGUAUAACACGUCCUCCGCAUGGAAUUUUAAUUAAAGCUUGAGAUCUCAAGGACGGUUUACAACGUCACUUGCCAACGCUUCAAUCCAUACGCCCUUAGGAAAUGGCAUCUCUGGCCGGUUUUUCGUACUGUAUCCCCCGAAAUCCCAAGAAAAUAGAUUAAUGGAUUAAAUUACAACCAUUAAUUCACAUCGUCGCCCGCGACAUUCGAGCCGGAUUUCCCUCGGCCCUUGGCCAAACAUAUCUGCCAAUCUCGGCGCUUUUGUCUCGCCCCGCGUCUGUUUGGGCCCCGAAAAUCCCGUCGACAAAUUUAGUGCGCGAAAAUGCGGCGCAAAGGAUCAAAAAUGUCUUUUGUUUAAGCCUAAUAGAUUCGGACAGCGGAUAAGAUUGGAUGGGCCGAGCGGCCCAUUUGUUUAUUGAGGGGAUUUGGAGGACAAAAGAGAGAUUUGAGAAGACCUUUUGUGAUGAUUUAGGAGAAGAGAUGAAGAGAUGAUGGAUAAUAUAAAAAAUGUUGAUUUUUUGGUGGUUGAAGGUGAAAAAGGCAAAAUUUUGAGUGGAAUGGAGAGCAUGAGCUUUGGAAAGUUUUCUUGAAUAGCUUUGCGAGCAUCUAGAAGUCUUUGGGAAUCAGUUUCAACCAGUUCUUUGUAGAUGACAUAGAUAAAAUUUUUGCUGAUUUUUUAGAGGGAUUGGUUUUCUGCUGCCUAGAACAUGUUAUAAACAGCUUACAAAUGAUCUGGAUGACUCAAAAUCAUAACUGUUUUUCCAGAUUUGGUCGCCUUUUAUGAGGAUGAUGUUGUAAAAACUGAUUUUUUUCAAGAUCUUUCAUUCCCCUCGAAAUAAAUUUUCAAUCCCUUCAAAACUCCUUCCCAGCUCCUCCAAAUACCGUAAUCCACAUUCACUCCGGGCCAAAUCCCUUUCUCAAUUCCCCCAUCUCUUUGGUUAAAGAGACUUUUCAACCCCUCUUUCGGUUUUAUCCAAUGGAAAUAAACAGAUCCCAUUCGGGCCUCCAUUCCGCUCUCUUUUGUUCAUCUCGCCCCUUAAUCCAAGCCAAUAAAGCCGUUUGGCCAACAAAAACAUUUCCGUGUCAUAUGGGCCCCAAAUCGAAGCAGAAAUUGGCCGAAUAAAACGAGGAGAAAAAGAGAUAAUGGAUAUACACAAAGAGUUGUACAACAUUGAUUAUAACUGGGUUCAUGCCGCCUAAGAGCAAAGGAAACUUUCAUACAGAAAUUAGAAACCAUGAGAACCCAAUUUUUCAAAUUUUUGAUGUUGAUGACAUUUAAUACGAUGAAAUAUGUCCAAAAUGCUUUUUGAGGUAUUUUGAAUCCAAGAUACGAAAUUUUCAAAAGUAAUUUUUUAUUUGGGUCUAUUGGAGUAGUCUGCUUUAAUGAUAAUAAUUUUUCCGCCCUCAGGGCAUUUAGUGCAAUUUUGUGCCCAAAAAUUUGAAAAAAUCAAAAAAAGGUGCAACAAAGAAGUCCGUAUUUUACAAAAGAAAGUUUUAGGCCUGAUCCAGAUCAACAACUGGAAACCCCUCUCCUUUGAACAAAUCACCGACAAUCAGGAGGAGUCCGCAUCGACGUUAUUCAAAGAGAUCUCCAGCAACAUUACACUGAAGAUUCUAACAAGACAGUAAGUUUUAGUGUCAGUAAAGUUAUUCGAAAUGAAAUGAAGAGGUCUGGAUUUUAAUGGAAGACUGUAUUUAGCAAUUUUUUAGUGGAAUUUUUGGGAUUUUUAAAGAUUUUUUGUGGUUUUCGCCGGUUUUUGGUGAAAAAUUUGAAAAUAACCGUCGUAUUUUAGAGGGAUAUUGUGGGAAAUAAACGAAAUGUAUGCUAGAAGGACUGAGGGUUAUCUUACACAUUUUUUAUGCCUUUGGAAUAUCCUUUUUCUCACUUAUUUGGCCAAAAAUGAGUUAAAAUUUCAAAAAAUCCCGAAAGAUUUGAUGAAAAUCGCUCUUAAAUUGCUUUUAAAUGUUUUUAAAAUACGACUCUUCUUCCAUUGGCCCCUAUAACUUCAUCCUAAAAAAAAUUUACAAAAAAUCCUAAUUUUUGGUCUUGUUUUAGUGGUUCGGUCGAAGCCCACAGCUCCCAAUGUAUAACCCAGCUGAAAGACCGGAUCCUAAAAAUGGCGGUGGAAAAGCAGCCGCAAUUCCUGAACAAAAUCUACAACCAAGAAAUCAAAGGGAUCGUGCAGUCGGUGAUUCAAGGGCAUGACGUCACUUUGACCGAGAGCCAAAUCAGCGCCAUCAAUGAUUGGAUGGACAAUUUGAACGAGAAGGAGGCCAGAAAGAGGUGAGAAUUUGGGAAAAUGAGGUUCAAAAUUUAAUUUUGGGACAGCUAGAGGGAGUUUUGGCAUGACAUUUUAUACAAAAAAUUGUGAAAUUUUCGAAAUUUUUCAAAAAUUUUUUAGAAAAAUGUUAGAACAAAGUUACCGAUGCCUUUAAAAAUUCCGCAGUGCCUCUAAAAUUAUAUGCUAGAAGAAUAUUUUUAUUAGAAGCACUCGUUUUUGAGAAAUUUCAAUUUUUCUUAUAUUACACUUGAUGACUUGUCGAAAUUUUGAUAUUACACUUCAAAAACUGAUGAUUUCUGGAAUUUCUCUUAUACAAUAUUGUUGAAUAUGUCCCGUUGAAGGUCUAUAACGCUCAACUUUGCUCACUACCCACACAUUUUCCACCAGUUUUUCCAAUUUUUUAUAUUAUCCAUCAUCAAAAUCCCUAUUUUUUCAUUUUCGAUUCUAGCACCCAGUUUGACCUUUAUAAACACAGAAUAUACUUGCAGACCAUUGUAAGCCCCUCCAAAAUCCCAUUAGCAGUCCGCGAAAGUGGCGUUCCAUAAAGACAUUAAAGUUAUAUGCGAAAGUUUUGGCACAUCCAUCUCUUCUUUUUUAGCCGCAAAUGCCCUUGAAGCCGGCUUUUUUGCGCGCCGUUAGGUGGCCUUGGACAAAGAAAGUGAAAGCUACAGUAGUUUAAGAUUAGAUUUGGCUUGAUUUUGCCAAAAAAAUCGGGGGUUUUGAGAAAAAAUUAGGGUUUUUGAGAAGAAAAUUCAUUUUUGCCUAGUGUAAUAUCGAAAAUGAUUUUACAUAAAAAAAUCAACUCUAAACCCUCCAAAUUUUCAGCCCUCUCGCCGAGCAAUGUCGUUUCUCGCCAGUGUCGGAGAUCCCCCGCCUUGAGCGCUGGUUCCGCGCCGACCCCAACCCACCUCGCCAGAAGCUGAUGAACUACGUGAAUAUGCUGAAUUCCGCCGUGUACCGCAAGAACAACCCGAAAGUUACGUAUCAGCAGAUCUGCAAUUGGUUCACGAACCAGCGCGCCAAGGAGCGAGAGGAGCGGCAACAGAAGGACACCAGUUCGAACACGGCUUCGAUUCUGGCCGCCGCCGUCCAACAGCUUACAAACCCCUCCGGCAAUUGGUCGAAUCAGAUCGCCCAACUCUUCGGAACCUCGCUGAAUGGAGCUACAAGCCCUAUUAACUUGGCUGGAAGCUCUACGCCAACCCCACCCACCACCUCGGCCUCAGCAACCGCGAUCCCAAUGUCAAGUCAGCCAGUUGACAUCAGAUCGAAAUUCAACGGAUCAAACGGAUACAACCCACUCAACGACGAGUUCCAAAGAAUCGAUGGAGGCUCAGAGUCGCCCACAGCCAAUGAUGAUGUCAGCGAACACAGUGCAAGCGAGAAUUGCGGAUUUGAUGGGGAUAUUAAGGUAGGUGUCUAAAGUAAUAUAAAGUCAUAUCUAAAAGUUGGAACUGAUGAAGUAUUUUUGGUUCAAACUUACUUUCAAAGACUGUAGAAUAUCACAGAGAGAAUGAGGAUGUUCAUUUCAUCUCAAGCUUUUCUAAAAUAUUGUUUUAGAUGACUUAUUCAUGAUUACUUUUAAUGCCCAUUUUUGAUCGAAAAAGUUGAAUUAAAAACAAGCUCUAUUACUAUUGAUUUGGCCUCAAUAACCUCGCAACUUGUUCCAGGACUCCCUCGUCUCCUCGCCCGACCCCUCCAUCGACAUGAACGACUGCUCGCCUCAGCAUGGUUCCCAAGCCCUCGCCACUUCUACCUCAUCCCUCAACUCCCAAGCCGCCGCCGCCGCCGUCGCCGCUCUCCAAUCCCUGAUGCCGAUGGGCAUGAACAACUUCACCAUGCCCGACUCUAACCAACUCGCGCAACAGUUGGCCGCCGCCGCCGCGCAGAGCCAAGUCUCGCCCUCUUCGGCGCUGAACAGUCUAAUCUACACGUCGACGGCGAAUUCGACGAGUACGUCGUCGAGUGCGCCUCGCCAAUCGACGCCGGCUGGCUCCAACAACGCCUCGGGUCAGACGCAGGCCCGCUCGCGGCUCAUGUUCGACCCGCUAAGCGAGCUGCCCAUUCUGGAGCGCUGGUUCGAAGAGAACCCGCAUCCGGGCUGGCUGCAGAUCGAGCAGUACACGGAGAGCCUGAACGGCCUCCCCUACCGCCAGAACUACCCACCCAUCUCGACGCACAACGUCAAGAUCUGGUUCAAGAACCGACGCGCCAAAUGCAAGCGGCUGUUGACCGCCGGCAGUGACCCCAAGUCCGAAAGCCGCAUGGACAUCAGCAGCGACAUCUUCAACGAGGUGAAGCCGGUCUAUUAG
Molecule: messenger RNA, 8844 nt
Organism: Bursaphelenchus xylophilus (pine wood nematode)
Lineage: Eukaryota; Metazoa; Nematoda; Chromadorea; Rhabditida; Aphelenchoididae
Source: the annotation of a GenBank genome assembly